Saccoglossus kowalevskii is the source of this 1621-nucleotide messenger RNA. RefSeq names its product low-density lipoprotein receptor-related protein 2-like. NCBI's taxonomy places the organism in Eukaryota, Metazoa, Hemichordata, Enteropneusta, Harrimaniidae. The record is from RefSeq and is a predicted model, not a curated record.
AUGUCUUUUGAAAACAGCAGAGCCAACGGCAACGAUUCGGUCGGUCCCAACACCGAUUUUAACUCCUAUUUCGACAGAGACAAACCCCGAGAUCCCCCACCAAGUUCAGAUGAUGUGGACACAAGCGCGAAACGGAAUGCAAAGAAAAUUGUCAACGACUUUAUGGGAUCUACUACGGCCCAUGGGCUCCCGAGGAUAUUUGACGGGAAAGGAAUUAUCGUGGCGAUUUUCUGGACGAUAAUAUUCCUAACAGCGCUAGCGGUAUCAGUGUGGCAAAUACAAAAACUAUUUAAACAGUUCAUGGACAGGGAUGUUAACGUUAGGAUUAAAGUGGUGUCUGCAACAGGUCUACCAUUUCCAAGCGUUUCGAUAUGCAAUACGAACAAAUUACGAAUGUCCGCCAUAGCAGAGUCGCCAUACAAGCAACUCAUAACAGUUGAUACAGAAAUAGUUCGGCCAUACUAUGCACAUAUGUGUAUUGAAGGUGACUUCCGUUGCAAUAACAAUGGUUGUAUAAAGAGCUAUUUGAAAUGUGACGGGUAUGAUAACUGUAGAGAUAGAAGUGAUGAACAAAACUGCAACUACGGCAAAUGCGGUCUCACGCAAUUCAAGUGUAACACCGGAAGUCCCCUAGGCGCAUGCGUGGAUGAAACAUAUAGAUGUGACCGAAUUUUGAACUGUUAUGGAGGUGAAGAUGAAGACAACUGUGAAUGUAAAGACAAAAAGGAGUUCAAAUGUGUGACGUCGGGCCGCUGUAUUGCGCUAUCCAACCUGUGUAAUGGUGUAGAAGACUGUGUAGAUGCUAGCGACGAGAGCAACUGUACAAAAGGCGGAAUGUACUGCGCAGAUGAUUAUUUCCAGUGUGAUGAUCAACGGAAGUGUAUACCACCAAGUUGGCAAUGUGAUGAUUACAGUGAUUGCGAUGACAACACGGACGAAUUGGACUGCGCAACACAAUCUGCAGGAGAAACAGGUAUUGUGGUUUGCUCAAACACAGAAUUCCAAUGUGAUGCAGCGAACUGUAUCCCACUAUCGUGGAGUUGCGAUUGGUACCUAGACUGCCUCUCGGGGAACGAUGAAGAGAAUUGCGACGACAGCGCAACAAACGAUUGUGACUCGGAUCUAUUUAUGUGCGAUGACAACACGUGUAUUGUGAGUUAUUGGGUAUGCGAUGGUGUGGCUGACUGCUUGGACCAGACUGAUGAAGCGGAAUAUAACUGUGGGUAUGGAAGCGAAUCUUCUAACGGUAAUUGUGAGACCGAAGAGUUCCAAUGCAACGAUACUAGCUGUAUAUCACAGUACUGGGUAUGUGAUGGGUAUAGUGACUGUGAGGACGGUGAAGACGAGGAUGGCUGUGACAACAGUGAAGACUUCUUUGUCUGCGAUGGAGGAAAUCGGACAAUACAUGUCAGCUGGAUAUGUGAUGAUUAUGAUGACUGUGAUGACGUAACUGAUGAAGACCCAGCAAACUGCCCAAAUUCUACGUUAACUGCAACGACAAGUCCUCCUUUAUCAUUCUAUUGUCAAACCUCGGGUGAAGAGCUGGCAUGGAAGUACGUGUGUAACAACGUUGUGGAUUGUGAUGACGCAAGCGAUGAAAUUAACACAGGAUGUACAAGCG